GCUCAUGUGCCGUGGGUCGUGGUGAUCCGAGAACCGUGAUGUAAAGUGAGCGAUGGUCUCUUAAUCCAUACUUUCCCGGGAAACAUUGAUCCCUCGAUCCCUCGACCCUGCUAGGUCAAAAGAGAAGAUGUCUCUACGUUGCGGAGGCGUCGCCCGCACAUUGGGGCCCCGGGUAUUUGGAAGGUAUUUAUGCAGUCCAGUCAGAGCAUUGAGUUCCUUGCCAGAAGAAAAAAAGGAAUUUUUACGGAAUGGUCCAGACCUUCAAGAUUUUGUAUCUGGUGAUCUUGCAGACAAGAGCACCUGGGUUGAAUAUAAAGGAAACUUAAAACGCCAGAAAGGAGAAAGGUUAAGACUACCUCCAUGGUUAAAGACAGAGAUUCCCAUGGGGAAAAAUUAUAAUAAGCUGAAAAAUACAUUGCGAAAUUUAAAUCUCCAUACAGUGUGUGAGGAAGCUCGAUGUCCCAAUAUCGGAGAGUGUUGGGGAGGUGGGGAACAUGCCACAGCCACAGCCACAAUCAUGUUAAUGGGUGACACAUGUACAAGAGGUUGUAGGUUUUGUUCUGUUAAAACUGCAAGAAAUCCCCCUCCACUGGAUGCCAAUGAGCCUUACAAUACUGCAAGGGCAAUUGCAGAGUGGGGUCUGGAUUAUGUUGUCCUGACGUCUGUGGAUCGAGAUGAUAUGCCUGAUGGGGGAGCUGAGCACUUUGCAAAGACUGUGUCAUGCUUAAAGGAAAGAAAUCCAAAAAUUCUUGUGGAAUGCCUCACCCCUGAUUUCCGAGGAGAUUUUAAAGCAGUAGAGAAAGUUGCUCUGUCGGGAUUAGAUGUGUAUGCACAUAAUGUAGAAACAGUUCCAGAGUUCCAGAGGAAAGUUCGUGAUCCCAGGGCCAAUUUUGACCAGUCUCUACGUGUGCUGAAACAUGCCAAGGAGGUUCAGCCUGAUGUUAUUUCUAAAACAUCUAUAAUGUUGGGUUUAGGUGAGAAUGAUGAGCAAGUAUAUGCAACAAUGAAAGCACUUCGUGAGGCAGAUGUGGACUGUUUGACUUUAGGACAAUAUAUGCAGCCAACAAAGCGCCACCUUAAGGUUGAAGAAUACGUUACUCCUGAAAAGUUCAAAUACUGGGAAAAAGUAGGAAAUGAACUUGGCUUUCAUUAUACGGCAAGUGGCCCUCUGGUGCGUUCCUCAUAUAAAGCAGGUGAAUUUUUCCUGAAAAAUCUAGUGGCCAAAAGAAGAACAAAAGCUGUCUAAAACUUAAGCAGACAAGACCUUCAAGAUCAUGGGAAUCUUGAAAAUACAAUUCUGGUUGGUAACAGGUGAAGCCAAAAUGCCCAGGCUUCAUUGGAUGUACCCUACCUCUUUCUGUUAAGAAAAAUGUUAAUAGGUUUAUGUAUUUAAUUAUAAUAUUUCACUUAGUUUUAGAUUUUCCUCUUUCUUGCCAUAAAUAACUGCUUGCUAUGAUGUAAUAAUAAAACAUCUUUAUAAGAGCUUGCUAGUAACAACAUAGUUAAGCAUGAGAACUUCCAGAAGACCUUUAAAACUACUGUUACAUAUACAUCAUUGUUACAUAUCAUUUAUGAAAAAAGAUGUACUGUGAUGAAACAGUUAUCACAGAUUGAAACUAUGACCAGUUUACUUAUAAUUAGCAUUUGCUUUUUGCAUAAUAGUAUAACAUCACUGGAAUGAUUUAGAAAGUCUUAAGAGUUUGAAUAUUGAAUCUUUAUAUUUGAUAUGAUUACUUCAGACCCUACGAAGUGGUUUUACACUGAUUACUUGUUCAGAAGCUCUGUGAAACCAAGACCAUGAUGCUGUCCAAGGUAGAGAAAUGCAGUCUAAGAAUGGCAAUAGUAAGCAUCAGUUGUAUAGUGGUUUGCUACCUUUACAUACAGUAUCCCCCAUUUAUUCGUUUUAUUCCCCCCAACACUCUGGUGGGAUGUUUGUAUUGUAUGAUAGUAUUGACCUGAAGAAGGAAUUUCCUAGUACCAGUAUUCAAAUACAUCUUUUGACUCUGAAUCAUGGCUUUCUACUACAACUAAUAGAGGAAGUUUUUAGAUGCCUAUAUUGUAAAAUAUCUAAUGUCUAUAGACAA
Molecule: messenger RNA, 2084 nt
Organism: Choloepus didactylus (southern two-toed sloth)
Lineage: Eukaryota; Metazoa; Chordata; Mammalia; Pilosa; Megalonychidae
Gene: LIAS
Product: lipoic acid synthetase
Exons: 11
Coding region: 128-1246 (372 amino acids)
Biological process (GO): lipoate biosynthetic process
Cellular component (GO): mitochondrion
Molecular function (GO): 4 iron, 4 sulfur cluster binding; lipoate synthase activity
Source: RefSeq, a predicted model, not a curated record